GACCGUUUUGAUCUCUCUGUUGAGUAACUAACUGCUCUGUCUGCAGGUCCACUCAAACGCUCUUCCAGUCAGCUGUGAGAUUAGUCAGUCCACUCACUGCACUGCACUGCCUGCUGACUGCUGGAGCACACCACUGAGGCACUGCAGAGAAGGAACAUGAAUGAUAACACCCAGUUGUCAAGACUCCCCGUGGUGGAAGGUUCCUAGUCCCUGGGGAAAGUUCCUGCCAUGGAAGCGGCUAAGGAUGAAGAGGUGCUGAAGCAGAUUGAGAGGGAGGUGCGGAUGCGGGAGGGGGCCAGUAAGCUACUGGCAGCUUGUUCCAGGAGAGAGCAGGCCCUGGAGGCCUCCAAGAGCCUGCUUACCUGCAAUGCCCGGAUUCUGGCCUUGCUCAGCCAACUACAGAGGAUGAGGAAAGCUCAAAUCCUACAGAGAGUGGGGCGCAGGCCAUCUGAAGACUUAGUGUCAUGUAUGGGAAAAGUAGCCUUUUCAGACCUGCGAAUCCCACUGAUGUGGAAAGACUCAGAGUACUUCAAAAACAAAGGAGAGCUACAACGCUGCGCUGUGUUCUGCCUGCUUCAGUGUGGCACAGAGAUCCAUGACACUGAUCUGGUGAUGGUAGACAGGACUUUAACUGAUAUCUGUUUUGAAGACACUAUCAUUUUCAACGAGGUAGGUCCAGGGUUUCAGCUCCGGGUUGAGCUGUACAGCAGUUGUGCUGUUGAGGGUUUCUCACCGGCGGCUCUAGGACCCAGGAGACUGAGCCGUCUGGGUGGCUCUCUGGGAUGCUCCUCUGGGACGAAGAUCCGUGCUGCGUUUGAGUCUGCAACUGGUUGUGGAUCCUGUGGAGAUGUAGGACCUAGACGUGUGUCACCACCUUUAUCCCCUGACCUGUCUACACUGGGGCCUAAGUAUAACCUGCUGGCUCACACAACACUGAGAAUCGAACACGUCCAGGACAGUUUCAAGACACAUGAUUUGUCACUAGCAGCAACAGAGGAUAGUCCAUUCUGGUUGCCUCUGUAUGGCAAUAUGUGCUGCCGCCUAGUUGCUCAGCCUCUGUGCAUGAUUCAGUCAGUCAUAAGUGGCCAACUCAAGGUUAAGCUUGAAGAGGACCUUAAUUGCUGGCAAAAUGUCUAUGGCAUCCUCAGGGGGCAAAGUCUUCUCUGCUAUCAGAAUCAAGAAGACCUGGAGUCUGAGGACAAGCCAUUACUUGUAAUCCACAUUAGAAAGGAUACCCUUGUCUGUGUGUCAGAGAGAGAUUCUGCCCAUGGCCGGAAUAUAUACAUCAGUACACAGCGUCAAGGAGAGGACGUAACCUACAUGCUGACCACGCACACCCCUGAAGACACACAGCGCUGGGCCGAGGCCCUCUGGCAGCACGUCUAUAACAUGAGCCAGUGGAACCAGUGUUGUGAUUGCCUCAUGAAGAUCGAAAUGCUGAGUUCCAGCAAACCCAUAGCAGUAAAGCAGGGAUCGCUCUACCACGAAAUAGUAACACCCUCCGCCCCCAGAGAGGGUCUUGUGGUUCCAGAUUUAUCUGUUGAGAUCCGCACUUUGCUUUCUUCCUACUACAAGGAAAGUUAUUGAUGACCCUGCCACAGUCGCACUGGAGGGGUGACGACCUGUCCUUAUUCUAUUCGUUAGUGGUCACUACGCCUGGUCAAGGAAACUGACAUGGACAUGAUAAAUGGUGCUAUUUCAAAAUCCGCAGAGGACACAUUCUUCUACACAAUCUCCUACCUCGCCUCCAUGGAGCUAAACUGUUAACCCAACCAACCAAUAUUUACACCGAUCAGCCAUAACAUUAUGACCACCAUAAUGUUAUGCAGCCCCUUAUGUAACAAACUGCCCUGUGUGUUCUGACAGCUCUCUAUCAGAAGCAGCAUUAACUUUUUCAACAGUUUGAGCUGUGGCUCAGAGGCAGAGCGGGUUGUUCCUUAAUGGGAAGGUUGUGGGUUCGAUCCCCGGCUCCUGGUGCCACAUAUAGAAGUAUCCUUAAGCAAGAUACUGAACCCCAAAUUGCUCCAGAUUCAGUGCAUCGGUGUGUGAAUGUGUAUGAAUGUAAGUUUCUGUUCGAUGGACUUUGCCAUGACUCAGUGAAUGUGUGUGAAAGGGUGAAUGUGGCACGUAGUGUAAAAGCGCUGUGAGUGGUCAGAAGACUAGAAAGGCGCUAUACAAGUACAGGUCCAUUUACGGGCCAGCCCCACGUACAUCAGUGAGUCCCAUGACCUCCGGUCUCCGGUUCACCACUGUUCCUUCCUUGGACUGCUUUUGAUAGGUACUGACCGCUGCAGACCGGGAACACCCCACAAAAGCUGCAGUUUUGGAGAUGCUCUGACCCAGUCGUCUAGCCAUCACAAUUUGGCCCUUGUCAAAGCUGCUCAAAUCCUCACGCUGCCCAUUUUUCCUGCUUCUAACACAUCAAUUUGAGGACAAAAUGUUGACUUGCUGCCUAAUAUAUCCCACCCACUGACAGGUGCCAUGAUAAUGAGAUAGUCAGUCUUAUUCACUUCAUCAGUCAGUAGUCAUGAUGUUAUGGCUGAUCAGUGUUUACAUGUGCAGUAUUACGAAGUGUUUGUUGGAGGUGACAUUCCUUUUCCUACUGCUGCAGCUUCACAUUAAAAACACUUAACUGGCGAAAGACAAGUUGACUCUUUUUAUGAAGCAAGCACAGGUAAUGUGCUAGUCAGUGAGCUCAGUGACGCUAUCGUUCAUCAAAAAUACGUCUACAAAAGAAACCAACGGUCAUUUUUUGACAGCGGAUUAGUUUGAAAUAUUGCAGGGAUUAAUGAAACAAAAAUGAGCAGCCACAGUGAGGUGCCUGAUGAAGAGCUGCAGGCGACAGGCUGCACACCUCCAACCUCUCAGCGAAGUAACCAACUGCUUUCACUCUGCCCUGCUGUUCACAAGGUCAUGCUGUAAAGAAUUACACAGCUCAUAGUUGCUCAUAGAAUGAUGGAAAAGGCCAAUUACUGCCU
This is a messenger RNA of Dicentrarchus labrax (European seabass), 2978 nucleotides long. Its product is annotated as rhotekin-like. The coding region runs from base 229 to 1587 and encodes 452 amino acids. Lineage: Eukaryota; Metazoa; Chordata; Actinopteri; Moronidae. The transcript is spliced from 14 exons. Gene Ontology annotation, biological process: mitotic cytokinesis; signal transduction; septin ring organization. The record is from RefSeq and is a predicted model, not a curated record. Gene Ontology annotation, cellular component: actomyosin contractile ring.